Messenger RNA from Pantherophis guttatus, 3913 nucleotides. RefSeq names its product semaphorin 4B (gene SEMA4B). Gene Ontology annotation, biological process: axon guidance; semaphorin-plexin signaling pathway; positive regulation of cell migration. Lineage: Eukaryota; Metazoa; Chordata; Lepidosauria; Squamata; Colubridae. The record is from RefSeq and is a predicted model, not a curated record. Gene Ontology annotation, cellular component: plasma membrane. Gene Ontology annotation, molecular function: chemorepellent activity; semaphorin receptor binding.
CAAAAGGAAGCAAUCGGACAAUUCGCGACUCUGGGCGGCUGACGCUGGAAAGAAUCGAGAGCGCUCCGGGGGAAUAAGAAGGGGCGGACUCUGCCCGUCCCGAAGGGCUCUGAACAGGCGCUCCGCAGCGGCCUCGCUUUCGCCUUCUGCAGCCCCGGGUUCUGCGCGCGGCUCACGGAUUCUCCUCGGAGGCGGCUAUGGAACAACUUUCAGAUGUCUGGAGUCUCCAACUACACCACAAUGAUGCUGAGCCCAGAUGGGCGGGUCUUGUAUGUUGGUGCCCGCGAGAUGCUUCUUGCUCUGAACACCAGGGCCUUCUCUCCCGGGCCCCAGCACCAGCAGCUGAUCUGGCAUGCCGAGGAGGAAAAGAAACAGCAGUGCAUCUUCAAGGGCAAGGAUCCUCAGAGAGACUGCCACAACUACAUCAAGGUCCUCCUGCAGCUGAAUGAGACCCAUCUGUACACCUGCGGGACCAGCGCCUUCAGCCCCACCUGCACCUACAUUAGCCUGCCAGCCUUCCAGCUGCAGCAAGACCCUUUGGGGAAGCUCUUGCUGGAGGAUGGAAAAGGACGCUGCCCCUUUGACCCGGAGUACAGAUCUACAGCCAUCAUGGUUGAUGGUGAACUGUAUACGGGUACCGUAAGCAAGUUUCAGGGCAACGAGCCCACCAUCUUCCGCAGCCUUGGCAGCCGCACACCCAUCAAGACGGAAAGUUCCCUCAACUGGUUGCAAGAGCCAUUCUUUGUGGGCUCAGCCUACCUGCAGGAGAGCAGCAGCCCGGAGGAUGAAGAUGGCAAGAUCUACUUCUUCUUCAGUGAAACUGGCAAGGAGUUUGACUUCUUUGAAGACACUGUUGUGUCCCGUGUUGCACGUGUAUGCAAGGGUGACUUGGGCGGAGAGCGUGUGCUCCAGCGACGAUGGACAACCUUCCUGAAGGCUCAGCUACUCUGUUCCCACCCAGAGGACGGCUUCCUCUUCAAUGUGCUUCAGGACAUGUUUGUGUUGACGUCAGGCAAUGGCUGGACAGAGACGGUGUUCUAUGGGGUCUUUACCUCUCAGUGGGACAGGAAAGGCCCUGGGGCUGCAGCAGUGUGUGCCUUCUCCAUCUCCGAUGUGAAGGAAGCCUUUGAUGGGCUCUACAAAGAGGUCAACCGGGAGACACAGCAGUGGUACACAGACGUCCAUCCUGUGCCAGAACCCCGCCCCGGAGCAUGCAUCAGCCACAAGACCCGCCAGAUGAAGAUCACCUCUUCGCUGCAGAUGCCGGACCGGGUUCUGAACUACCUGAAGGACCACUUCCUAAUGAGCAGCGCUGUGAGGAGCCAAGCCCUCCUUGUGCAGCCCCGCUCCCGUUACCAGCAGCUCAGUGUGCAGCGUGUCCAGAGUCUGCAGCAAACAUACGAUGUCUUGUUCCUGGGCACAGAUGACGGCCGCUUGCAUAAGGCAGUGAUCACAAGGCGAGGAGUCCGGAUCAUUGAGGAGAUUCAGCUCUUCCCUCCUGAGCAACCGGUCCUGGAGCUGCUGCUGGACUCUACCCAGGGUCUGGUUUAUGCUGCCUCGUAUGAUGCCCUGGCACAGGUGCCCAUGGCCAAUUGCAGCCUGUAUCGGAGCUGUGGAGAAUGUGUCCUGGCCGGAGACCCUUACUGUGCCUGGAGUGGAGGGGCCUGUCAGCUGCUCCUCCCCAGCCCUUGGCCGCUCCAGCCAGUGACCUGGAUUCAGGACAUUGAAGGGGCUGAGACAAGCCAGCUUUGCCAGACCAGCGGUGUGGAACUCAGCCAUUCAGCAGGAGAACAACCCCAAUGUCAGCAGGUGGUGCUCCAGCCCAACGUUGUGAUGCCGUUGCCCUGCCCACUGCUGUCCAAUCUGGCUUCCCGGCACUGGGUGCACAACGGGGCUGCCCUCGGCGCCGCUGUCCUGGUGCUGCCCAAGGGAGAGCUGCUGCUGGUGGGGAGCCCAGCCGAGGUGGGCCGCUAUGAGUGCUGGUCUCAUGAGGGCAGCUUCCAGCAGUUGAUGGCAAGCUACUGUGUGACUGUGGAGCCAAGGCUCUGGGCCAAGCUGGUGCCUGCCCAAGACCCCCUGAAGACCCUCAGCACCUCCAGGAGCAUCUCGGGAGAGAACAUCUCAGUGCUGUUGGAGGGCAGGACCUACUGGACUGAGUUCCUUGUGAUGUGUGGGCUCUUCAGUAUUGCCGUGAUGCUGCUGAUCCUUUUCACGCUGCACAAGCACCAGGUCAGCCUGAAGGUCUGCCUCAAGCAAGGCCGAUGCAGCUGGUCCCAUCCCAGGACUUCGCAGGACAGAGAGGCCCUGCCCACUGAGAAUAUGCCUCCCCUGGCUGCCCUGAACGUGUCUGGUACUCUGGCAGACCACAAGGGCUACCAGGCUCUGUGCGAGAGUCUGGUGGUGAGCACGCCUGGGCACGAGUCCCUAGCCUGCCCACGCGUGGCUUUUCUGGAGUCUGAUCGGCGACCACUUAAUAUAUCUAAGACUUUUGUGGAGGUGUUGGGUCCUGCCCAGCGCCCUCGGGUUCGCCUUGGCUCUGAGAUCCAGGACUCGGUUGUGUGACCUUCCCCGAGAGGUGCCGUUCUUGUGGGCUUGAAAGGAGCCGGGCGGAGUCUUCUGGUGUCACCAUACUCUGGCAGAGGAACAGGCAGAAGGGCAGCCCCGCUCAGUUAGGGAAUAGGGUCAGGCCCUCUAGUUCCUGCAUGGCAGUAAUGCCACGUAGGGUAGCCACCCGAUGUAGAAACCAGGUGCAGCCUCACGUUCUAGGCUGCCCUUCAGGCUCAAGCAGUCCAGUCCUUACAAGCUCUGCCAGGAGGGGACGGAAUGGGACAACUGCCUGUGUGCUCCUUCAGGGUCUCCGGGCACCAGGCUCCCAUUUCUUCGGCCUUGUGGGUGGGACCGUUGCUGGGAGGGUAACUUGUGUGGUACCAAAGAGCCUCCUGGAAGUCACCUGUGAAGAAGAUACUCUGGUUGAGCAUCCUGUCUUUGGGAAGGAGAGCCUGGGAGAUACGUUGGUCUGACUUCUAAUGAACUGUGCACUAGGGAGGCGAUUGGUGGACCAUUUCGUAUCAGAAAAACUCCCGUGUGGUUUCUUUGUAAAACCAGAGACUUGGUCCUGGGGAAGGGAGUGGGUAAUAGGUGAUAUCCACUGAUGAGCAGAAAACAUCGGGGAGCAUCCCCCAGGGUGUGCUCCAGAACAACAGAAGCUACAGCCGGCUCAUAAAAGGAACCUAUUUCAAAAAUCUUGUCUCCCGAGAUUUGACAAACUCCAACCAUCACACUUUAAGAGGCCUUUCUCCCCAGUGAAAUAUUUAAUAACCUUUCUGUUAUUCUGUGUAAAUAUUCCUUUACACAGGCUUAAUAUCUUGCCUUCCAGGGGAGGGAGGAGCAGUGAUCCACGACUCUUGGACCAUGUUUGGGUGAAGCCAUUGAAAGAGUUCCUCUGCUGCCUUUGAGACCGUAGCUGGUGCUCUGAAUAAUUGCCCCAUUACUAAAUGUUUGGCUGGCCUGAGGGGGGAGAAGCCAUCUUUGCUGGUAACUUGGGUGCAGUUGCCCUAACGUGGGGCUUGACUUUGGUUCAGGAGUUUGUUGAUUGAUCAUUGUUUGUGGUCUGUGACCAUAAACCAUCUCCCUUGGCCUGUUCCACCAACUGGAUGGAGCGGCUGCUUUGUGAAAAGGCCAAGUCCCCACCCACCAAAGGUGUUAACUCCUGAAGGCCCAAGGACAGUCCAAGAGGACCCACCAGGAUUCCUGCAGGGAAAGUUCCUUGCACCGCUGGAAGCAGGGAUCUUCGUGUGCUGUUUUGGGCUCCCAGAGGGAAGGGAGCUGGGCAGCUGCUACAGCUGUUGGUCAAGGACUGAGCAAUAUAGAUGAACUUGUUCUUUGGAAGUGAAAUAAAGAUGGAGGAACAUGA